Messenger RNA from Lineus longissimus, 3634 nucleotides. RefSeq lists its product as uncharacterized. The coding region runs from base 171 to 2189 and encodes 672 amino acids. Gene Ontology annotation, biological process: protein monoubiquitination. The record is from RefSeq and is a predicted model, not a curated record. The transcript is spliced from 2 exons. Gene Ontology annotation, molecular function: ubiquitin protein ligase activity; zinc ion binding. Lineage: Eukaryota; Metazoa; Nemertea; Pilidiophora; Heteronemertea; Lineidae.
GCUCGGUGUGCUACGCUACGCGUAUGUUGACGAUUCGGCGAAUCGAGAUUCGUUCUGGUGGAGCUGCCAGGAGAAGAAGGGUACAACAAUCAGGAAUAACGCGUCCUCCUCCAUUUUCCUUGCCGAAUAAUCCAAAUCGAAACCCAAGGAACUGAUAAAGCGAGCCAGCCAUGGCUUCAGUACAACAUGAUAUCUGCGCAAUCUGCCUCGAGGAACCAAAGAAUCCCAAGACACUACCGACCUGCACCCAUCGGUUUUGUGAAUCCUGUCUCAUCAGUUACGUCAGGCGGCACCAAGCAGAGGAGAGCGUCGCCUGCCCCACGUGUACUAUCGCUUGUCCAAUUCAGGAUACCAACGUCGAGGCACCCGCUGUUGCCGAACCGACAUUACCCCUCAGAAAGAAAGAACUCUGCACUUUCUGUUCGUACAAGGGACUUGAAGCAAAAGCGGAUUUCUUCUGUGACCGCUGCGAAGAUGCCUUGCUGUGUCGAGAUUGUGCCACGUCCCAUGGCAAGAAACCACGUUUCCGAGGGCAUGUUGUAAAACCCGUAUCAGAUUUCAUUAGACUCAUACGUUGUGAGAAACAUGGGGGCCGAGCGAUGAAAUUUCUCUGCAUGGGCUGCGACACACCUGUGUGUGAAAUAUGCGCUGACAUUGAUCAUGAUGACCACGAGCUUGUGGAUAUUGGGGAUGUGUUGAAGAAGUUGAAAGAUAACCUUGACCCAUUAUGCAAUGCUUAUGAAUGUGCAUCAACACUGCAACGAGAGCUCCAGGAUGUCCGAAACAAGGAAGAAGCUGUGAUCACUCUGAUACAAAACCGAGCAGCACUUUUGAAGAAAGAAAUCGAUAAAAGGAAGGACGACUUAGUUUCAGCGGUCAAGGAAAAGACAGUAGAAAAACAGUUAGACAUGGACGUAAGCAGACUGGUAGAGGGUCUGCAAGGGUCUUUGGAACGUGGCAGGGACAUUUCCACAAUUGAUAUAACAAAUGCAGAGCAAGUCCGCCACGUAAUCAGCACGGCGGCGACAUUGAACAAGACUAGAUUUGAUGCGAGCAAGACAAUUGCUGCAUUCAAAAGCAGAAUGCUGUAUAUGUCAGUGCCAAGGUUCAUUCCAAAGACAGCGGGUGUCAAAGUGGGCGAGCUUGAGUAUCUACCAAGGACGAUAACGGAUCCAGUCAGACUUGAACUCGGUGGGAAGUAUGUGAGAAAGCCCUGUUAUAAGAUAACUAAAGCAGUACUUUUCAUAAGUCAGAACAAGCUAUAUCAGAAAGUGGUAUCAUUCAACAAUGUAGUUUUCACUGAGUUUGUUUAUAAUUGGUUUUAUUCUUAUUGUUCAAUACUGAUGACUGGACUUCGUAAGCAGUUGGUCGAAAUAGGAAACCGAUUGGGAGAUGAAGUAGACGAUAUGAUUGUCAACAACAGUGGCGAACUGCUGGUGCUCUGCUAUGGUGGACUCCACCGGUGUAUCUCGCCAUUUAAAAGGGAUUACCAAAAGGCGACGCUAGAGUACUUUAAAGAAAUGCAAAACGCUGUCAGUGUCGCAUUAACUAAAUCUGGAAAGUAUGUAAUUCUCAAGAAAGAGAAAGACCAAUGGGCUGUCCUUAUACUCGCUGCUAAUUUUAAGCUGAUAUGGGGCCCGAUUAAACUGGCCAGUGGGACGUUAGAUUAUUCGCAGGGAAAAGAUAUGAAGAUUCUCUGUCCAGAAUCCACGGACUUGCUCCUCAUCGACCAUCGGAAUGGACAAAGAGUUAGUGCCAUUUCGUUGGCGGUCAGGCAGAAUUCGAUGGACGGUGGGGCAGUUGGAGCGCUGCAGCACUACUUCGCGAAGAGGACACCAAUUCUCUCACCGGUCGUUGGAUUCUACAUCUUGGACAUCUGCUGUGAUGACGGGAAGGUUUAUCUGUGCAUCAAGAAGGGAAAAGGUGCGGAGAGGUCCCCUGGAGCGGGCCCCGUCCAAUUCUACCAAGCCACGUACUACAUGAAUGACAAGUGGCAGUACACGGCGAUUCCUCUCGAAGAUCCUACAGGGAAGCCCUUCAGUGAGUUAAAGAAAGAGGAGAUGCUCCAACUGGGAGCUCAUAAGGGGACCUUGAUGUGCUUCGUGUACAGUCCAAUCCCUCUGGCAGAGCUGAAGGAAUCUGCUGAACCAGGCAUGAACGUGACUUGGUAUCACGGACAGCUUCCUUGAAUGGCACUAGUCGUGGGUGAUCAUGCAUUAAAACCUCGGAGACAUUGACAAAACCAUCUCGAACCUUUCUACUGAUACGUUUACUCCUUCAUCUCGAUCAGACUGUUUCACUGUUUAGGCCAGAUUUACCUGGAUAUUUCAAAAAUUAAUACGUAAAUAAAAAAGAAAGUGGGUGCAGGCGCUACGCAGCCCCGACAUGCAUGUCAUGUCUUUGUAAACCGAUCUCGAUGGGCUAGUGGUUCAGGCGUCCGCCUCAUAAACGGAAGGUCGAAAGUUCGAGGCCCACUGCUGACCUCAUUCCGAUCGGCUGGUUGGUUAGCCGCCAGCUAGUUAGAUACAUGGUACAAACUGCCUUCUCGCCUGGCAUUAGAGAUAGGAGGUUGGAAGUAAAAGAGUGUCUCAUAAGCUAAGACUGGUUGGCCUUUUCAUUAGGGGGUGACACUAUGAUAAGGUUGAAGAACAAUGGUGACAGUCAUGGAGGUCUUACCUGUGUGGACGCUCGAUAGAUCAAAUGUAUCAAACUGAGGAUGGUUGAGAUAGUCUAUCCACAUGGUCGGUAUGCCUGACAUCAGGUUUACCCUGCAAUUACAGAAGAAAACUCGUUUUGUACUGUCUGCUUGCUGGCACCUGACGGAAACACUCAUCCCUUUUGAAGUUCGAAGUCAAAUUGCUCAUCUGUCCCGCGUCUAUAUAUUCCAGAUUCUCUUUUAAUGUAGCAUUAGCAACUAGAAGCAUUACUGCCCAUCUGCCUGGCGUCUAUAUAUCCCAGAUUCCCUUUUAAUGUAGCAUUAGCAACUAGAAGCAUUACUGCCCAUCUGCCUGGCGUCUAUAUAUCCCAGAUUCUCUUUUAAUGUAGCAUUAGCAACUAGAAGCAUUACUGCCCAUCUGCCUGGCGUCUAUAUAUCCCCGAUUCCCUUUUAAUGUAGCAUUAGCAACUAGAAGCAUUACUGCCCAUCUGCCUGGCGUCUAUAUAUCCCCGAUUCCCUUUUAAUGUAGCAUUAGCAACUAGAAGCAUUACUGCCCAUCUGCCUGGCGUCUAUAUAUCCCAGAUUCUCUUUUAAUGUAGCAUUAGCAACUAGAAGCAUUACUGCCCAUCUGCCUGGCGUCUAUAUAUCCCAGAUUCCCUUUUAAUGUAGCAUUAGCAACUAGGUGCAUUACUGCCCAUCUACCUGGCGUCUAUAUAUCCCAGAUUCUCUUUUUAUGUAGCAUUAGCAACUAGAAGCAUUACUUCUUCUGGAUAGGUAACUUCACUUCCCAGUAAAGAAUAAAGAAUAGCAAGUGCAAGAUAUGUCAUGUCUGCAGCCCGAACAUUGACACUUUAAACACUUAACCGAUUAUGUGUUCAAAACUUCCUUGUCCUGUCAAUUGGUUUCAGUGCAGUCGAAAGCAGAAAUACGUGUUGCUAAGACUGACGAUCUUGCAGCUUGUCUACCAUUAGUCCUAAA